Andrographis paniculata is the source of this 2589-nucleotide messenger RNA. Its product is annotated as exosome complex component RRP45A-like. NCBI's taxonomy places the organism in Eukaryota, Viridiplantae, Streptophyta, Magnoliopsida, Lamiales, Acanthaceae. Gene Ontology annotation, biological process: nuclear polyadenylation-dependent rRNA catabolic process; TRAMP-dependent tRNA surveillance pathway; U4 snRNA 3'-end processing. Gene Ontology annotation, cellular component: cytoplasmic exosome (RNase complex); nuclear exosome (RNase complex). The transcript is spliced from 11 exons. The coding region runs from base 117 to 1445 and encodes 442 amino acids. The record is from RefSeq and is a predicted model, not a curated record.
UAUUGAAUCAAAAACCCUAAUUGAAAAACCCUCUUCUUCCCCUCCGUCAGCUCUGAGUCUUCCGGCACCGGAAGGGGCACGCUCUCUGUGGACCAGAAUCGGUGUUGGCUAGAAGGAUGGAGCAGAGAUUAGUUAAUGCGUGCCGAAUGACGGUGAAUGAGAAGAGUUUCAUCGAAACGGCGCUGCUUUCCGACCUCAGAAUCGAUGGCCGCGGGCCUUUUGAUUACCGGAAUGUGACGAUACAGUUUGGUGGUGAAGAUGGGUUGUCUGAGGUACAACUGGGUAAGACACGUGUGAUGGGGUUCGUAACGUCCCAACUGGUGCAGCCUUAUCGGGACCGCCCGAAUGAAGGAACUCUUGCAAUCUUUACGGAGUUUUCUCCAAUGGCUGACCCUUCAUUUGAAGUAGGUCGUCCCGGAGAAUUUUCCGUGGAAUUGGGGCGCAUUAUUGAUCGCGGGUUGAGGGAAAGCAGGGCCGUGGAUACAGAGUCACUUUGUGUUGUUGCGGGAAAAUGGGUGUGGUCCAUUCGUAUUGACCUUCACAUCCUAGACAAUUGUGGAAAUCUGAUCGAUGCCGCGAACAUUGCUGCUCUAGCUGCACUUUUGACAUUCAGAAGGCCUGAGUGCACAAUCGGGGGAGACGAUGGCCAGGAAGUCAUAAUACAUCCGCCAGAGGUGAGGGAACCCCUUUCAUUGAUUGUACACCACCUACCAAUAGCAGUGACCUUUUCAUUCAUCGGUGAAGAGAGUAGAGUGGUAAUUGAUCCAUCACACUUGGAAGAAGCUGUUAUGGGAGGGAGACUGACAGCUACAGUGAACACGAAUGGCGAUAUCUGUGCUAUUCAAAAAACUGGACAAGGCGUCAUACAAAGUGUCAUUAUGCAAUGCUUACGGAUUGCAUCUGUGAAGGCUGCUGAUAUAACCGAGAAAUUAAAGAAAGCUGUUGAGGCAUACAAUGCCACCAGAUCUUUGAAGAAAAUCAAACGGCACCCUGACAAUGUUAAUGUAAAGAAAGCUACCCAAGAAGGAGCAUCAAAGGACAUUAAGAACCCUAAAUUGGAAACAGAGAAUAGUAGCAUCAAUCAAAGCGACAUGGAGGUUGAAUUCAAUUCAUCAGAAAAAGAUGGAAGCAUUUUGGAGGAGAAGAAACCAGAAGCUUUCGUUGGUGGACCAUCUAAUUGGGAUCCAUAUUCCAAGGGCAUUGACGCCGAAGAAUUGAAGUCAUCUCUUGCUUCACAAGCCUUAGACAACCCAGAAAAGAAGAGUAAUUCAGAAUUGUCGCAUGUCACUCAACAAUCCCUUGAUGAUUCAAAUAUGUCCUCCUCCCCAAAGGAGGAUUGCGCGGAACCUGAAGAACUGAUCAGCAACUCCAAGUCUCUAAAGGAUGCUGUUAAGCCCAAACGCAAGAGAAAAAAGAAAAACCAGUCAAAUACGGAUGGAAGCUAAGGUGCGUGAGGAACAUACAAGCUGCUCCCAUUGGAACAAUCUUCUGAUAUAAAACUAUAUACAGGUUGUAUAACUGCGGAUCUGGCGAAGGAUUGCAUUACAGUUACAGGUAUGUUGUUGAUUACAUUACAUGGAGCUUCUACAGUUGUUGAAUGUGACAAAUCCUUAGGAUGAGCAUAGCAUAGGCGUCAUUGGAUUGAUUGCAUUUUGUUCCUUUUUCUUUUUACCUGUUAAAGGUUCGAUUAUGUGAAAAGAGCUUAGGUAUACCUGAACCUGAAUAGUCAUAAAUUGGCCGUAAAUUUUGAAGAAGAAAACAUAGGAAUGGUACAAACUGGUGAUUAUUGCAUGAGAAAUGGGAAUUAGAAUUUUGCAUAUUAUUCAUUUUGAGUUUCACUUGAUUUAGUUGUGAUUUCCGGCACUUAUUGCUAAUCCAGUAAAGAAAGAAAGAAAGAUUUAUACUUGUCUUUUCCUUAAUUAAUUAUUAUCAAUCCCCUUGCUAUUCUGCUACAGGUUUUAUUAAAAAAUAAAUGCAUGCAGUGUGAGUGAAUGAGUGAGUAUGGGCAUGAGUAUGAUGAGUCAGUCAUCUUGAUAAAUUAGAUUGGGGUGGGGUGGGGUGGGGUGUGCAGACAUACACAAUAAAUGUAGUAAGCAAUAAUAAAUUGUGGUCAGCGGUGUGUCACGAAUACAAAUAGAAAUAGAGAGCAAUUUAACCAACCACAAAGCAAAGGAAAACAUAUACACUCACACUCGAUGGAGGCAAUCAAGUAUUCAAGUCCACAUGCAAAUGAAUCCCAAUUCAUUUCUCAUUUACUACUACAACUGCUGAUAAAAUCCAAUAGAAAAGAGUGUCGACGCAGCGCAGCCCCCCACCUCACCUCACCUCUCCUCUCCUCUCCUGCGCAAGGAAGGGGCUUUUACUCUGCACAACCACCUCCAUACCCUCCCAUUAAUGUAAUGUAAUGUAUUUAUUGCCUUUAUGUAUGCAUGUCUCUCAUUCAUUCAUUCAAUCAAUCUCUCACAUAUUACACUAACUAACUAGCAAGGGACCGCCGGAGGAGGAGGAGGAGGAGGGCAAGGGAAACUUGGAAUUCCUACCUACUUUCUUUCUUUAUUGUAUAUCGAUAGAUUAGAUUAGAUUAGAUUA